This is a messenger RNA of Anthostomella pinea, 1161 nucleotides long. The record is from the annotation of a GenBank genome assembly. NCBI's taxonomy places the organism in Eukaryota, Fungi, Ascomycota, Sordariomycetes, Xylariales, Xylariaceae.
AUGCGCGGACUUGGCCUCAUCCUCACGCUCACCAGCUGCUCGCUGGCACCAGUCCUCGCGGACGCCGGAUCGUUAGGCCAGUAUGCUCUGCAGAAGCUGCUCCAAGACGGCAUAGAAGUAUUCGGCGAUGUCGAGUCGACCGACUCGGCAAACGAGAACUGGAUGGGUCGCCUGCCGGACUCGAUGCUCAUCACGCACAUCAACGUGCCGGGGACCCACGACGCCGCCACAUGGAACUACUCGCAGGCGACCCACGACGCCCUCUCGUACGCCACGCGCUGCGACGGCACCGCCGUCCCCGAACCGCGGGCCUACCGCUGCCAGCGUAUGAGUUUCGCCGACUCGCUGCGAGCCGGCAUCCGGUUCUUCGACCUGCGGUGCGCGCUCGACCCCAUCGACGCGAACCUGGUCUUCUGGCACGGCCCCGCGCUGGUUUCGGCGCGUGCCACCGUCGCCGACGUCCUGUUCGGCUUCUACGCCUGGCUCGAGGCCCACCCGUCCGAGAUGCUGAUCCUGAGCUUCCAGUACGAGGGCUCGACCAAGGUCAACGCUACUAACGAUGCUGCGGUGCAGCGGGCCUUAUUCGAUGUUCUGACUUCGGAGGCGGCGCGGCGGUAUGUCCUCCAGGAGAAGGGGACGGUUGGCACGCUUGGUGGUGCGAGGGGCAAGAUAUUGCUCGUUCGACGCUUCGACUUGGCGGACCUGCCGCUCGAAUUUGAGGCCGCGAUGCCGGGACUGCAUAUGCCACCUACGGUAUGGACGGACAACUCGAGCGACUUCGAGCUCGUCUACAACAAGACCACCAACGCUACGGCCUACAUCGAGGAUUACUACAGUCCGGACGCGUACCUGACGACGGCAGACAACAUCGCGGCGAAGCUGAACGCGACGCGGGCGCACCUCGAGAAGGCGACGCAGGCGCACUUCGGGAGUUUGUUCAUCACAUUUACGUCCGGCACGCACGUUGCGCUUGACCCGCCGGUGUUUCCCGAGGUCAUGGCGCUGGGGACGGGGACGGGAGCCAAUGGCACGGAAAAGAGGGGCGUCAACCAGCAGCUGGUGCCGCUGCUGCGGCACCUGAAGGGGAGUAGGCUUGGGAUUGUGGUCAUGGACUUCUUCGAGGAGCCGGAGGGACUGGUUGAUCUUGUUUUGAGGUUUUAG